Molecule: messenger RNA, 549 nt
Organism: Impatiens glandulifera
Lineage: Eukaryota; Viridiplantae; Streptophyta; Magnoliopsida; Ericales; Balsaminaceae
Exons: 4
Coding region: 1-549 (182 amino acids)
Source: RefSeq, a predicted model, not a curated record
AUGAAGAACAUUAGCCAUAACAUCCUUCCCACCCAGAAGACAAAAAUUGAACAUUUGGUCAACGAUAUGCUGGAAAGGAGAGUUAUAAGGAGAAGCCACAACUCUUUUUCCGCCCUUGUGGUUCUUUUCCAAGCUGGAUUUGCGUUUAGGGUUCCACCAGAUAAGGAUGCACCCAGGGGAAAAUGCAAUUUUAUGUGCAAGCAAAUUUCCUAUCUUGGCCAUAUUCUUGACGAGAAUGAUGUAGCCCUUAAUCCAGCGAAAUUAAAAGCAAUGAGCACAUGGCCAAUUCCAGAAUCUCCUAAGCAAUUGAAAGGGUUUCGUGGUUUGACCGGAUACUAUAGAAGAUUUAUAAAAGGCUACGGCUCCAUAGCACGACCCCUUACUGCCCUGUUGAAAAAAGGUCGGUUUGUAUGGAAUAAAGAAGUUGAAGAUGCAUUUAUGUUGUUGAAACAAAUAAUGCUUUCCCCUCCGGUCCUGGCGCUUCCAAAAUUCAAUAUUUCCUCUGUAGUUGAGACCGAUGCAAGCGGAGCUGGUAUUGGGCAGUAUUAA